UUCCCGGCGGCGGCGAUGGAGGCGGCGGCGGCGCCGCGCGCGCUGGGCAAGGCGCUGUCGUGCGGGCGGGCGGGCCGGUCCCCGGAGCCCCGCGGCGCCGCGGCCGAGGAGCGGGUGCUGGUCAUCAACACGGGCGGCACCAUCGGCAUGGUGGCCGAGAGCGGAGGACUUGCUCCUGAGGCUAACAAGUUAGUAAAGGCCCUGAAAAAAAUGCCGAUGCUGCAUGAUGCUGCAUAUGCUCAAGAAACAAGACUUUAUGAAGUCCAUAAGUUUCCAGAUGACACCCUGGUGCUUCCUCUCUCUAAACAAAAUAAACGAAUUGUCUACACAAUUAAGGAACUUUCACCACUGCUUGAUUCUUCCAACAUGACUCCAGACGAUUGGGCUAAAAUUGCAAGGUAUCUUCAGAAAUACUAUGAGCACUAUGACGGUUUUGUGAUCCUUCAUGGAACAGACACAAUGGCCUAUACAGCAUCAGCUUUAUCCUUCAUGUGUGAGAACCUGGGUAAAACUGUUGUUCUGACAGGAUCUCAGGUGCCCAUAUAUGAAUUGAGGAAUGACGGCCGAGCUAACCUGCUUGGAGCGCUGCUGAUUGCUGGGCAGUUUGUCAUUCCCGAGGUGUGCCUGUACUUUUACCAUAAACUGUACAGGGGAAAUAGGGUGACGAAAGUAGAUGCGGGGAGUUUCAGUGCGUUUUGCUCACCUAACCUGCCUCCACUUGCAAAUGCUGAGGUUGAUAUUACAAUUAACUGGGAAACAGUGUGGAGAGCCAACACCACUGAGAAAUUUCAAGUCCACACGAACAUGAACACGAAUGUUGCGUUACUCCGCAUCUUUCCGGGCAUCACUGCUGCUGCUGUGAAGGCAUUUCUUCAGCCUCCUAUUGAGGGCAUUGUGCUCGAAACAUAUGGAAGUGGUAAUGCACCAAAUAACAGAGAAGAUUUGCUGGAAGAACUGAAGAAAGCAACAGAUCGAAAAGUAGUGAUUUUAAAUUGCACCCAGUGCUUACGAGGAACUGUUACUCCGGUCUAUGCAACUGGACAGACUCUCACUGCUGUAGGAGUAAUUCCUGGAAGUGAUAUGACACCUGAAGCAGCCCUAGCUAAACUGUCAUAUGUGUUGAGCAAAACUGAUAUAAGCUGGGAAGAAAAGAGAGAGAAGCUGGGUGAGAAUCUGAGAGGAGAAAUGACUGUAGUACCCACAGGAGCCAAGAUCUCUCUCACAAAUAGCAAAUUUAUUCAAGUACUUGCAAAAUUUCUAGCUACAAGCUGCAAAGAGGUGCAGAUGACUGGCAUGAGGGGGGGUAUUCUGUACGCUGAUAAACGUGAGGUGUCACUACUGAUUGCACAGGAGUUGGAAGCCAUUAGAGAUGCAUUAAUUCCCUCUUUAGCCUGUGCUGCAGCUAAUAUUGGUGACAUAGAUGCUUUUAAAGCCAUAGGAGGAAAGGAUGGAAACUUGAGCUGUGAAGAUUACGAUGGCCGAACUCCACUUCACGUUGCAUCAAGCGAAGGUCACUUGCCACUAGUUGAGUAUUUACUGAAGUCUGGGGCCACCGUUUAUGCUAAAGACAGAUAUGGCGCUACCCCACUGAUGAAUGCAGUUAAAUUCAGACAUAUGAAAGUGAUUCAGCUACUGCGCGACACUGGAGCUCAUCUUUCCAAUCAAGACCUGCAGGACGUUGGAACAGAGCUUUGCAGACUUGCUGCUAAUGGCGAUGUGGAAGGGCUGUAUGCCUGGUAUCUGGCUGGUGCAGACAUGGAAGAAACUGGUUAUGAUGGCCGAACUCCCUUACAAGUUGCAGAGACUAAAGGCAAUUCAGAACUCCUAAACUUCUUUGAUCAGUGGAAGACAAAGAAGGUCAGAGAAGAUGAGUAUGCCCGUUCUGAGUACCGGUUUUGAACAACUAGAAGUUGAACAGUUAAUAAAAAGAGGGGUGUGCUGGGGUGCAUUAUAAACCUACAACAGAUUUGGAAAUAUUUAACUUUAUAUGUAGUAUUUUUAUUUUAGCACUAACUUUAAACAUGAACACCUCUAUUAGCAUGUCACAUCUCAGUAUAGUUUGCUUUCCAGUGCUAAGGGGCUGAUUUGUAUAAACAUGGACUGCCAGGAUGGAAAGCCUCUUUAUUGUUGUAAUUUGGAACAGGGGAAGGGUUGGGUAGGGGAGUGUUAAUUUAUAACUUACUGAAUCAGUGAGGGACAUGCUUCAUGCAGACUGCUUCCUGUUGCACUGAAUCUGUUAAGGGAAAUGUUCGUACUUAAUUGUACUUUUCUGGGUUUAAACUAAUAAAAUUUCUGGGGGAAAAA
Alligator mississippiensis (American alligator) is the source of this 2304-nucleotide messenger RNA. It is a transcript of the gene ASPG, whose product is annotated as asparaginase. The transcript has 17 exons. Gene Ontology annotation, molecular function: asparaginase activity; protein binding. The coding region runs from base 16 to 1899 and encodes 627 amino acids. NCBI's taxonomy places the organism in Eukaryota, Metazoa, Chordata, Crocodylia, Alligatoridae. Gene Ontology annotation, biological process: amino acid metabolic process. The record is from RefSeq and is a predicted model, not a curated record.